Messenger RNA from Spodoptera littoralis (African cotton leafworm), 741 nucleotides. NCBI's taxonomy places the organism in Eukaryota, Metazoa, Arthropoda, Insecta, Lepidoptera, Noctuidae. The record is from the annotation of a GenBank genome assembly.
AUGGCUUCAAUACCGCUAAUGUAUGCUCAGGAAGAUUGUGAGUUAGGAGGAAAGGAAUCCAUCGAGGAUGAUUUCGCCUACCGCAACAAUGUGGCCAAUGCAGAUAAAGAGAUCCGUCUGGGAUUUGUCCGCAAAGUGUACGGUUUACUCUCAGUGCAACUGUUGGCUACGGUUGCUAUUGCUGGAACAUUCCAUCUUGUUGAACCCGUCAAGGUCUUCAUACACCAAAAUGACUGGAUGGUGAUAAUAGCGUUUAUACUGAGCAUGGUCACGCUAUUCGCACUCAUCGCUAAAAGAAGGGACUCGCCCGCUAACCUCUACCUGCUAGCAGCUUUUACGGUGGUACAAGCGUACUCAGUGGGCGUGGUGGUGUCGUACUACAACACGGCCGUGGUGCUACAAGCCCUGACUCUGACCUUCGCAGUGGUCUUCUCCCUCACAGUCUUUACACUCAACACAAAGACCGACUUCUCUUUCAUCGGUUAUGGUUUAUUCGCUGGUCUUAUGGUGCUCAUCAUAGGCGGUAUCCUACAACUGUUCAUCCAAAGCUCAGGGUUCGAAAUUGCCCUGUCCUUCGUCGGUGCUAUCUUGUUCAGCCUCUUCCUUAUAUUCGACACACAGAUGAUGAUGACGACCUUGUCUCCAGAAGAGUACAUACUGGCCACUAUCAACCUGUAUCUUGACAUCAUCAACCUCUUCCUCUACAUACUCCGAAUCCUUAACGAGUUGAACAGGAAUUAA